Molecule: messenger RNA, 4401 nt
Organism: Sinocyclocheilus rhinocerous
Lineage: Eukaryota; Metazoa; Chordata; Actinopteri; Cypriniformes; Cyprinidae
Product: triadin-like
Exons: 31
Coding region: 338-3292 (984 amino acids)
Cellular component (GO): membrane; sarcoplasmic reticulum
Molecular function (GO): signaling receptor binding
Source: RefSeq, a predicted model, not a curated record
CCCAUGUUUCCUGACCCACACACACAUCAUGGGCUGGUAACAAACAUAAGGACAACCUAGGGCUUGAUUUGCUCUGUUGACAGCCUAGCCUUGUUUUUUCCCCUUCCUGCUGGUACUUGGUCCCAGCUGGAAGUGUAUAGUUUUUUUCCUAUGCCAAUUUAAGCAACAGGUGCCAUUUUUUUUUUUUUGCUUCCUUGUAGGGGGCCCUGGCACAAGCGCAGGUUUUAUUGGGACUCUAACAGGAAAGGCACAGAGAGCCAUUGUGGUGCUUUCGAUCGGAAAACUAUUCCGGACCGGGGAAUUGACUCUUGAGAUUGUGUUUUCAGCCUGUUAGUGCAUGAGAGAGAUGGAAGCGCGGUCCUCCACCACUACGACUACCAUAGUCGAGGCUAAGAAUGACCUGAGCGCACAUCCCACACGUUCGUCCAAACGCACCUUAACCGAUGACCUGCACACCACGUUCAGCUCCCCCAUGGCCUGGAUCCUCGUGCUGGCUCUCAUCGUAACCUGGUCGGCCGUGGCGGUCAUUAUGUUUGACCUGCUCGACAGCAAGGGUCUUGAAGGACCUCAGCCACACCGUGUCAGGAAAACACUAAAGGAAGCAGGCAGCCUUAGAGGGGGUAUUCAGCACAUCAGCUCUGAUCCCAUGAAGGCGGUGAACGAAGCCAUGGACGACUCUACCGAUUGGAUAACAUCAGUCUUGACUUUUAUGACUAAUUUGGUAGCACCGGAAGAGGAGGAGGAGGAAGGUGAGCGUCAUUUUGUGAGGAAAAAAGGAGAAUUCUUGCCACCGAGGAAAAAAGUUGCAGAGAUACGGGCCAAGGAGAUGUUAGAAGAGGAAGGGGAGUAUGAGGAGGAAGAGGACGAGGAGGAGGAAGAUGAGGGGCAUGCUGAAGAAGAGGAGGAGGAGGAGGAAGAUGAAGAAGAAAAAGAGGAAGAAGAUGGUGAUGAGAUCGAGGAGGAGGAAGAAGAGGAUGAAGAAGAAGAAGAAGAAGAGGAGGAGGAAGAAGAAGAAGAAGAGAAGGCAGAUGCUGAGGAGGAGGAAGCAGCAGCAGCAAAGGAAGCUGUGGAGGAGGAGGGAAAAGAAGAGGAGGCUGAAGAAAAGGAGGAAGAGAAGGCAGAUGCUGAGGAGGAAGAGGAGGAGGAAGCAGCAGCAGCAGAGGAAGCUGUGGAGGGGGAGGGAAAAGAAGAGGAGGCUGAAGAAAAGGAGGAAGAGAAGGCAGAUGCUGAGGAGGAAGAGGAGGAGGAAGCAGCAGCAGCAGAGGAAGCUGUGGAGGGGGAGGGAAAAGAAGAGGAGGCUGAAGAAAAGGAGGAAGAGAAGGCAGAUGCUGAGGAGGAAGAGGAGGAGGAAGCAGCAGCAGCAGAGGAAGCUGUGGAGGGGGAGGGAAAAGAAGAGGAGGCUGAAGAAAAGGAGGAAGAGAAGGCAGAUGCUGAGGAGGAAGAAGAGGAGGAAGCAGCAGCAGAGGAAGCUGUGGAGGAGGAGGGAAAAGAAGAGGAGGCUGAAGAAAAGGAGAAAAUGGAAGCUGAUGCUGAGGAAGAAGCAGAAGAUGAAGAGGAGGAAGCAGCAGCAGAAGAAACUGUGAAAAAAGGUAAGGAGGAAGAGGAAGCUGAUGCUGAGGAGGAAGAGGAAGCUGCUGCUGCUCCUGCUGUCGAAAAGGAAGAUACUUUAAUCCCUGCUGAACCUUAUGAGGUGAAAGAAGAACAAGAACAAGUCACUUCUAAAGAAGCUGAGGCAGCUGAUGAGGAGGAGGACAAAAUUGAUGUAGUUAAAGAACCACCUGAGGACGAAGAUGGAAAAGAAGAUACUCCUGCUGAUGAUAAAGAGAAAAAAGAAGAAGUAGAUGACAUUACUGAUGAUGACCAAAAAGAUGACCAAAGUGAGGAGAAAGAUGAUGAUGAUGAGGUCGAAGAGGCUGCUAUCGUUAUUGCUCUUGGUAUCAUAGCUGAUGCUGGUGCUACAGUCACUGAUGUUGAAGCGCAAGAAACUGACAUAACAACCCUGAAAGAAGAGGAGAAAGAUGAAAAGGAUGAAAGCGCAGAGGAAGUGGAAACUGCCGAAAAACCAGAACCGAUCCCUAAAGCCGAGGAAGUGAAAGAAAAAGAAGCAGAGAAACCUGUGGCAGAGGCUGAAAAAGAAGACAAACAAAAAGAGCCCUCUACCUGUCCUUGUAUGCAUUCAGUAAUACAUAAAGAGCCUCAAAAAGCCCAAGACACUAAACCAAAGGAAGAAAAAGCUGAACCUGAUAAAGUAAAGAAAAGAGCUAAAAGAGUCACCCUUGAGCACAAGAAAGCAGAGGCUAAGAGAAGGGAACCCCUGCUUAAACAGAGAAAAGAAAAAGAGGCUCCAAUAAGAACCAGACUAGAGAAAGCAAAGAAAGCUCCAAAAGCAAAGGCAGCAGCUGUCAACAUACCCAAAACGAGAAGAUCUCGAGCCUCAGAGGACAUGGAAGUGUCAGCUGCUCCAGCUCCGAUACAGGAUCUUCCUAUGUGCCGACCAACACCUGUGUACUGCCCAGCGCCACCUGGCUGGUAUGUGCAUCAUAUAGUUACAAGUAGCCCAUUACCACCAUCGGCUAUUCCAGAAUCAGAAGUUCCGAUUUUAACAACUCAUCAAGCUCCAACUUUACUGAAAGAACCAGAUGCUGCUAAGGCGAAGGCAAAACAAGCCACUAAAAAGAAAGAACCAGCUGUGCCAAAAGAAAAAGCCAAAGCAGCUCCUGCGAAGAAGGAGCCCACAGUUACUAAAGCCAAAGUAAAACCUGCAGUGGCAAAGAAAGGGCCGAUCGCUGUGAAAGAGAGGUCUAAAAGGACAGAGCGAGUGAUCACUAAAGAAAAGGCAAAACCUACCUCUACUAAGAAAGAGCCAGCAGUAACAAAGAAGGCAAAAGUAACAACAACCUCACAUAAAGAAGAAAAAACUGUAAAGGAAGUGAAGCCCAAAGCAGAGGUCAAGAAAAGGGCAGCAUCAACACCAAAAGCCAAACAAGCUAUUAAAGUUGUGGGAAAACCUGCUCCAGAUGAGAAGAAAAUGGCAGAAGAAACCAAAGAGAAAGCAGCCGAGGCACCGGCACCAGCAAAAGACCUGAAAGCAGAGGAAAAUGUCACAGAAGGCAAAAAGCCAGGCAAGAUACCGUACUUCCAGUGUGUUUUAAUGAGUUCAAAAUCCAGCCAAUAUCCACUGCGGCCCAUGUCCCCUGCUAUGAAUCCAGCUAUUAACCCCACCAUGAUGAGAGCCAUGAUGGAGCAGAGGGCCGCAUUACUGCAGCAGAAAGCCCGUGCAGCUGGCCAGUAACUGGACGACAGACCCCGUCUGGCCCUGGCAGGUGCAAACUGCUUAUGAACUGCUAUAAAAACAUAGUGCUGCUGGGCUCUCAAGAGCUAUCUUCCUAAACCAUCAGAAACUUUAACAAAUAAUGAGUAGAGGUCCCUGGUUUCUCAAUGGACGCUCUCCAUACUUUCAUAAGUGAUUUUUGAAUCUGACCAGUUUCUCAAUUUUGACAAAAAAGAGAUAUAAAUAAAUUCUAAUGUACAUUUUGAAAUAUAUUUAAUGCAUAAACACCUGCCAAAGAAAUGUUGUGUACCUGGGCAGAUUUACUUUUUUUUUUCUUUGAGAUCUUAAAUCAUUUGUUUACAUUUUUUGCAGGGAAGAUUCUGAUGUUUUUUUUUUCUUAUUGUACAUAAGACUACUCAGCGGUGAAGCAAAUUUAAAACUGGUUAAAUAAUUUAAGUGUUGAUCUAAAUAUUCAGAUAUUUAUUUUUCUAUGUCAGAGUAUAUGAUCCCGUUACAGAAAGAAAUCUAAGAGCACACACUCACUAAGGGCCUUAUCUUUUGGCCCAGGCCAUUUCCUUUGACUCACUGUUAAUACGAUUAUGUGUAGUGUGUCUGGGUUCUAGCAGGGUCUGCGAUCUCUCUGCAUUUGUAUGCAUGGCCAUUAGAAAACAGGAGGACGCCAUUUGGACCGAAUCCGAUUUCUAUCUUAACCAAUGAAAAGAGCUUACAUGCUUAUAGAAUUGAAAGAGACAUUAAGAAAUGAAGGCACACAAAAGCCUACAGCCUCUAAAUAACGGAAGGCUUUCAUUUUACUUGACUGAGACUUUUCUUGAGUAUCUCUUUAGUUAAUUGAAACCCCUUAUUGGAGGUUAUUAGAUUUAUGGUAGUGAAUUGAAUAGUGUAUGAAUAUGUCAAAUCAAAAUGUUCAAGUAGCAAUUGUGCUACUUGUGUAAAGUAUACAGUAAAUAUAGUGUUUGUCCGCCAUGCCAUAGUAUUCUCUCUUUUCCUAGAUCAGCGGUCUUCAGCCUUUUUCAAACCAAACCCUUUGCAGAUACACACAUUAGCUGCAUUCAAGGCCUGGCCUAAAAUAUAGGGAUGCACCGAUACCACUUUUUCCAGUACUCGCCCGA